AGCGGUCGAUCAAUAUGGUACUUGAAUAUUAAGGAAUUUUAUUAUGAAAAAAUCUGUGGAGAGCCCCAGUGCAGGCUGCAGCUUACUUGCUCGAGCUGCCCUCGGCCUCAUCCUCAAACUCAUCGUCGCUGCCGCCGUCGACCAGGAUCGGGUACGAGAUGCGGACACCAAAGAUGCCAAAGCCCUCGAGCCAUCCGACGACGUAGUGGCGGCCCGGAAUGUGGUAGGUCUUGAACGAGUCGAUGCUGGCGCCGGUAAUCUUCUCCAGCUGGGCGACAACAGCAUUGCGGUGCUCCUUGAGCAGCUGCAGGCCCUUCUCGGCGCCAGCAAGCUCAAUCUCGUUCUCCUCGAACGGAAGCUCCUCGUUGAGGUCGAUCACGUCAUCGGCACAGCCGCAGUCAUCACCGUGCUCGUGAUCGUGCUCCUCAUCGUGGCCGUGGUCGUGCUCCUCCUCAGUCUCCUCGGCGGCGGCCUUGCCCUUGCCCUUGAUGGCAGCCUCAGCGAGCGCCUUGAGCUCCUCCUCAUCCAUAUCCUCCUCAUCAUCAUCAUCCUCGUCCUCCUCGUCCUCCCACUCCUCAUCCUCCUCGUCCGAGUCCUCGUACAUGCAGUCCAUCUCGUGGUUGAGGGCGAGCUUGACAAACUCGGGAGCCUCCUCGGGCAGAGCAGCCAGCUCCCGCUUGUACAGGUGCUUGAUAUCAACAUUGUACAGGCAGAAGGGACGCACGUAGAUCUCGUCCUCGAUGUCCUCAUCGGCAACACCCUCCUCCUCGAUCGCAGCCUUGUCCUCCUCCGACAGAUCGUACUUGAUCUUGCCGUCAAGCUCCUUGCACAAGGCGCGGAUCUCGGGAUCGAUCUUGGAGCGAAUGACCAUGGCGCGGUGGCGGAGGGCAGACAGGUUGUCGUUGUCGCCAAAGAUGUGACCGAUGGGCGACAGGUCGGCGGCCAGCUUCUCGUUGAUGAUGUCCUUGAACUCGCCCUCGUACUCGCCCUCGAUGGCGGCAGCGAUCACCUCCUCCUGCAUCAUAUGGGCGAUGAACUCGCGGUAGAGCUCGUCGUCGCUCUUGUCGAAGGUAAUGUUCUUGUAGGACAUGGCAGUGGCAAGUGUAGAAAGGCCUGUACAGGGAAUAAAAUUGUAGAAUUGAGAAGAAUAGAGAAGAGCCGGAGCAGACUGCAGUGGCCCGGGCCUAAGUCGCUGGGCGGCUGCGACAAACACCAAAACAAAUUUUUCUAAAGGUGGCAAAUCCCUCAGUCAAAAAUUUUUUUUUCCAAGGUUGGGGAAUUGG
Linderina pennispora is the source of this 1283-nucleotide messenger RNA. RefSeq lists its product as uncharacterized. NCBI's taxonomy places the organism in Eukaryota, Fungi, Kickxellomycota, Kickxellomycetes, Kickxellales, Kickxellaceae. The coding region runs from base 44 to 1231 and encodes 395 amino acids. The transcript has a single exon. The record is from RefSeq and is a predicted model, not a curated record.